AUGGACAUGGACGAGUUCGAUGCCGCCAGGGCCGAGCUCGAUCUUCUGCGCGGUGGCCUUCCUCAACUCGUCAAGAUCGGCCUGGGCGACAGCUCUUCUGUCACUGGGGAGAAGCGCAAGCUCGAGCACGCCCUUGACGACGCCGAGGAAUCCUUGCGCCGCACCACAGUCAAGAACGUCGAAAACUUCAUUCGGACGUUCGGCUACUGUCCCAUCUGCCCACCUGAGGCCUUCGGCUUCCUCGCCUGGCAGCGGACCCGUGACGGACAGUCACUCACUCCGUCCACCUUCACCACGGGUACUUUCGUCAAAGGCCGCAAGGUGUACGCCAGCCAGCACAUCAAGGAGCAACAUCCCGCCGGGCUUCAGAUGAUGCUGGAGGGACGCGGCGUCGUGGCUCGGAGCGGAGGCUCUCUUCCAGUCCUAACCUCGGAGGACAGGAAGAAAAUCCGUCAGUUCACAGCGCAGGCUCUGGAAACUCGUCCUGUCACAGGCAGCAUUUCUCUCUCGGCCCUUGCAGCCUACAAGGUCGAGUACAAUACAUUCGUCGACUCUUGGUUCAGCACAGGCCCAAAGUGCAAGCCGGUAAGUGUGCGUCAUUCCCGCGCCUCCCACGCCUGCCGCCUUUCAUUUGUCCCCGACUGGGGUGACCUCGAGCUAACCCCACAGGCGGCGAAGCCCUCGGCGCCCUACCCCGAGAGCGGGCCUAGCGGCAAAGGCAAGGAGAAGGAGACCGACGCAAUGUUCAGCACAGACGUCGACCAAGCGCUUUCGGCGGCCGUGGGCUCUUCAGGCAACCGUGGCUUCAUCGAUGUCGACCAUCCCGCCACCGCAUCCAGCAGUGGCGCGGGGAACCCGACACCUGGGCCGCCGCCUGCCGCCCCUCCCAUCAUGAGUGCCACCACUCCCGUUGUCGGAUACAACGGCGAGCACAGCAGUGCGCACGGCACGUUCGGCACGCCAGCGCAGCAAUUCGGCGCUGCCGGCAUGUUCGACCCAAACAAGCUCGAUCCUUACGGCGACCUUGCCCCGCCUAUCUUCAUGAACCAGCUCUACCAAUGCGCGUCGUUCGUCCAGAACGAGCGGUUGUACGUGCUUCAGCGCCUGCAAGAGCUGCGAGCGCAGGGAAGAAGCCCGCCCACUGAGGUGCUCGAGCAAAGGUACCCCUGGCUCUACGACGAUCUCAGGGGUACGCAGCUCGAGCCUCCUUCGUGGGCGCUCUUCCGCUCCCUGCACUGCUACCUAGAUGAUGAGCGCGGUCUGCUCGUCGCUGCCCAGGAAGGCGUCCCCGUCGGCGGUGGUAGCAGUAGCGUGGGCACCACCCAGCCCACGCUCGAUGCUACCGCCGGCCAGACGGCUUCCUCUGGUGGUGGUGGUGGCACAAGCGCUGGCCCUAAUGCAGCUCCCCUCUCUUCGGCCCAGCAGUCGGGUGAGGCAAGCCAGGCAAGUGCGUCGGCAUCUCGGGACUCGCCAGUUGCCUCAACAUCUCAGCAAGCUGGCACGAAGACGUCUACCCAGGCAUCUACCAUCACAGCCUUCUUCAAGCCGAAGCCCAAGUAG
This is a messenger RNA of Trichosporon asahii var. asahii CBS 2479, 1560 nucleotides long. RefSeq lists its product as uncharacterized. Lineage: Eukaryota; Fungi; Basidiomycota; Tremellomycetes; Trichosporonales; Trichosporonaceae. Bases 1 to 1560 code for a protein of 519 amino acids. The transcript is spliced from 3 exons. The record is from RefSeq and is a predicted model, not a curated record.